GCGCACUCCUUGCUAGCUUUUAGUUGGUGCGGGCACGCGAGACACACAGAAACACCCAGACAAAGCAGAGAGUGAAUAACAUAACGGUAAACGGUAAACGGCAAAGCGGCAAAUCUAUAACGGUGGAAUACGCGCAGUUGGAUUGAGAAUAAACACAAAGAGAGAGAGAGACCCAAUCGACCCACCGAUCAUGGCUGCCUGCUAUAAUGCCUACAGUGCUGCACCUCCUCAAUGCUACGAUUUCGACGAGGACGAUGACGAUGCCUCCUUCGACAGCGGCUACGAGAAGAGCUUCGAGACGGAGGCACAGCUCAGCUCUCGGCGACGUUUGGACUUCGAUGAGAGCUACAACAGCGGAGCAGCGGGGCCGGCAGCGCCUUUGGCCUAUGCCGGCAGCUGGGAUGCAGCCCCGAUCAACUCACCGCCGUCGGGAUUCGUCGGUCUGCUGGACACGAGCAGCAAUCACAGCACGCGCAGCGGCCGCACCCUGGUGGAGCAUCUGAAUAGUCGUGCACCGGGCUCAGGCUUCGAGCCGCAGCUGACCAGCACGCCGCUGAAGUCGCCGCCGGAGGACCCGGACGCACCGCGACCCAAGCGCAAAUAUGCCGUCGGCAAGAAUCGCGUAACGCGCUCGCGCAGCCCCACCCAGGUGGUGCGCAUCAAGAAGUUUCGCCGCAUGAAGGCCAACGAUCGGGAGCGCAAUCGGAUGCACAGCCUCAACGAUGCGCUGGAGAAGCUGCGCGUGACGCUGCCCUCGCUGCCCGAGGAGACGAAACUCACAAAGAUCGAGAUCCUUCGCUUUGCCCACAACUACAUCUUCGCCCUGGAGCAGGUGCUGGAGAGUGGGAACACCAUCAAUCUGGAUCUGGAGAAGCUGCAGAAUUUCACAUUGAGCGGGGAGCGCAUCACGAAGGAGCUGUUCGAUGCGCUCUUUGUGAAUCCGCAGCCAUUCCCCAUGCUUGGCUGUGGGAGAAUGUUUCCCUAUAGUCAGACGCAGCAGCAGCAUCAGCAUCCACAUCCGCAUCAUCAGCAUCAUCCGCAUCAUCAGCAGCCGCAGAUGCUGCCCUUCCAGCCGGGCAUGGAGUAUCCCGCAGCAGCGCCUCAUCCUCAUCCUCAUUCCCAACCCCAUCCGCAGCAUGCGACGCCAACUGGCUUUGACUUUGGCAGCAGCAUGAGGUACUAUCAGCAGGAGCCGAGACCACAACAGCAGACGCCACCCGCUGGCCAGUUCUCGCAGGAGAAAUAUGAUCUGUUCCGCGGCAGCUUCGAGGCAGCUGCCAAACUGCCGUCCACAGCCACAGAGCCAGCCAUGCAUCAGCAGAGCAGUUUCUACACACAGACGCCGCCCUGGAAGGAGUACCCCGAGGAGCCACAUCCGCAGCCACAUUCUCACAGCUACAAGCACUUUGCCCCCCAGGUAUAGCACAGUUCUGGGGGUGUCGAACCUGCGUUUUAGUGCGUUUCAGAGCGUGAUAGAUUGGGAUAAAGAUUGUGCAGCUUGGCAGGAAACUGUUCCAUGGGAAUACGCGAUCCAGCGGAUGAUCUCGUGACUAACUUUGGGUUAAGCAAAACCCUAAAGUUGCUGGCGAGCUUCGUCCAAGCUUUUCCAUGCAACACUUUCCUCGAAGCUGCAACAAUCAGUUGACAUUUGUAGUAGGUGAACCACUAAAUUGAUUGCAAGGAUCCACCAUAAGUUUAGCUGAUCCUCGCACUCAAUUUAGAGUAAAGUGCAGCAGAGAGAGGGAUCCGCAACAGAAGAGUCAAUAGAGAAACUCCACUCUUCAUUGACUUCUUUGUUGUGCAUCUCUGGGGAAUAUUUUAGCAAGAAAAUGCGACAAAGGAUAAGCAUUCUCUUGCUCUAGAUAUUCCAUAAUCCAUUAACUAUAUAGUACAAAUCGGUUGUCCAUAGAUAUACGACGAAUAUGUACCUUUUUGCCAUCGUAGGAAUAUUAAGCAUAAUCUUAGUUAUCAGCAGGAAACUAUACAAUCGAUGGACUAUAUGUGCUGUAGGAUCAGUCAGUCAGUUAUUGCAAUGCAAGGAAAGCGAGCUAGUCAGGACUAAAACUUAAUCGUGAUAAGAUUUGAAUUUCGAUGUAAAAAGAGCCAUAAAGAACUAUUUACUAUUUUUGCUAAUAAAGUUGAUGAUCAAAACGAAA
Messenger RNA from Drosophila guanche, 2156 nucleotides. It is a transcript of the gene tap, whose product is annotated as basic helix-loop-helix neural transcription factor TAP. Gene Ontology annotation, molecular function: protein dimerization activity. The record is from RefSeq and is a predicted model, not a curated record. NCBI's taxonomy places the organism in Eukaryota, Metazoa, Arthropoda, Insecta, Diptera, Drosophilidae. Bases 191 to 1423 code for a protein of 410 amino acids. The transcript has a single exon.